CAUCGCGAUGGAGUCAACUCGGUCCAUCCCUUUCCUAUACUAAUCACACUACUAAUUACAAUAUGUCUCGUGACGCUCUUGGAGAUGAUUUAGACGACGGACUCGAAUACCAGGUCGAGUUCUCAGACGGAGAAACCGUGGCAGUCGACGACAAUACCCACAACAACGCCGACUCAUCAGAUGAAACUGAAAAGGUUGUCAAACAACUGACCGCCUCUAAAAAGAGAAAAGCAGCCCCGAAAUCCAAGCUUCAAGAAAAGAAGAAAAUGAAGAUGGAAAUGGACAUUAACCAGAAGAAAAACCUCUCUCUUGAGCUGUCUCCAGAGGCCAUAGCUGACUUUGUAAAUACCAGAAUCCGUAGAAAGAAUCCAGAUCUCUCUGCGUUGGAACUCUCUGAAAAAUACCUUGAUAAGACCGUGUUCCGUGCUUCUGGUGACUUCAAGGAAGAACGUACUUUGCCCAACUUUGCUGGGUACAUCACCGCCAAGUUCAAGAACAUGUUGCCCGGUGGAGAGUCCAAAAAGAGCAAGAAGGCCAAGAAUGCUGCUGCUCAAGCUGGUACUGCCGCUGCUGUAGACGCCAAUGCUGACCGUAAGUUCAUCGCUGUUCUUUCCAUGUCUGCUCUCCGUGCCUGUGAUGUCCAUAGACUGACCCGUGACUUGGGUGGCUCCUCUCUCAAGCUCAUCAAUAAAAACAAAAUCGAUGUGGAUUUAAAACUUGUGAAAUCCACCCGUUCUCGUGUUUUAUGUUGCACUCCAGGAAGACUUGCCAAGGUUCUUGCUGCAGAAGACGCUGAGUUGUCUGCGGAUGAAAUUAAAAUUAUCAUUCUUGAUAACACAUAUUUGGAUCAAAAGUGCCAGAAUGUUUGGGAUAUCAAUGAAACUCUCGACGUAUUGAAAACGUUGACCGAUGCUGGUGGUAAGGUGUAUUUAUACUAGAAAGAGAGGGAGUUCAACCGGUGCCAUGUGCGAGGUAACAUGAGCACGGUAUA
Molecule: messenger RNA, 991 nt
Organism: [Candida] anglica
Lineage: Eukaryota; Fungi; Ascomycota; Pichiomycetes; Serinales; Debaryomycetaceae
Source: the annotation of a GenBank genome assembly